GUAUGAGCGUGUGGAAGGGAGGGGAGCCCCCGUAACAGAGCCCUAAGCUGAAGGAGGGGAUGUGUGAGUGUAGAGGGACUGAAUUUUGGGAGUGGGGAGCUGGAACAGAGGGCUGGCUUAUGGCACAGCUUUGCAUUUAUCCUUCUCUGGUCUGGUUGGGUAUCUUGAGCACAAAUACCUAUUUAAGGAUUCAGAAACAUUGCAGUGCCUAAAAGAAGAGGAAAAAAAACCUUUGAAGCAUCUCAAAAAAGUUGUAUUUUCCUCAUGCUGCAUGAAGGACCAAUGAAUGAAGUGUUCUUGUGGUAGAAGACAGUGGCUGCUUCUUAUUUUUCAACAGAAGCUGCCUUUGAUUAAGAGCUUAACACAGACUAUGUGAAGGACUGAUAAUUUUCUAGCACAAAGGGAGUAGCUAUGUCUAGGCAUUUUAUCUCGGAGAAGGUUUUCUCUGAUGUGCUCUCCUACCCUCUGCCUGUUUCAGCAGAUGCUCAGGAAAAGGAGGAUUCUGUUAAAAGCCCAGACUACAUAGAAAGACUGGCACGAAAUUACAUGCAGAAGUGCACAGUGGAGUCAAGCACAGAGUCCGAGUCUGAAUCCAGGGCAGAGGUUGUGCCUAGCCCACUUGCUGGAGGAUCCAAGAAAGCAAAGCAGGCCAGAGGACUACAAUUUUUAGAUCCUUAUGACGGUGAUUCAGAAGAUGCCUCUGUUCACACUGACUGCGGUAUAAGAGAUGCACCACGGACAAACAGUGCCUCAAAUGCGAUGCCUUUGGAGGAUGCUGAUACUUCAGAAGAUGAAGAAUCCUUCCCUAACCCUCCAAACAUCAGUGAAAUUCAGGCAGUAAAUUACUGCAGAGCAGCCCUGGAGCUUCCCAGCCUCCAGAGGGAUCUGUUGCUGCCUCCAGCCAGAGAAGCUUUUACCCCCACGGGGCUGGCACCUGACCACGCCUUACUGAUGGCUGUUAACCCUUCAGUCCCUGCAGAGCUCCCUUCCAUCCCGGCUGACACUGCUCCACAGCCCCUGCUCACAGCUCGCUGUGAUGGCACAAUGGCAGAGCAGCCUGUAAUUAAAAGAAAAGGGAUUCCUGUUCCAGAGGGUGCUAGUGAAAAACUAAAGAGAAAGAAAUUCCGUGCAACUUAA
Molecule: messenger RNA, 1137 nt
Organism: Catharus ustulatus (Swainson's thrush)
Lineage: Eukaryota; Metazoa; Chordata; Aves; Passeriformes; Turdidae
Exons: 4
Coding region: 412-1137 (241 amino acids)
Source: RefSeq, a predicted model, not a curated record